Aspergillus pseudotamarii is the source of this 816-nucleotide messenger RNA. RefSeq lists its product as uncharacterized. Lineage: Eukaryota; Fungi; Ascomycota; Eurotiomycetes; Eurotiales; Aspergillaceae. The transcript is spliced from 2 exons. The coding region runs from base 145 to 483 and encodes 112 amino acids. The record is from RefSeq and is a predicted model, not a curated record.
AAAUCAUUCACGCGAUUUCAUUCGGCCAAGUCACCUUGAGCCCUGAGAGAUACCCGCUCUUUUCUACUGCGAGGGGAUAACUGCCAAAGGAAUGUGUCACAUAACGCGGUACGAAAGGAACAUAAGGCUGUCACUGUUGGCUCCAUGCUACAGAAUGUGCCGAUCGGGUUAAGUCUGCAUUUUGCACGGGCGAAACCGUUAAUUCAUUCAGCUGGCUGGCAAAAGUUCUUUCUUUCCAAGAAUCUCGGUAUAUAUCAUCGUCCUGCCUCUCACUGUUGUGUCAAAAGGUUUGUCCUUUUCUUCCCCGGCCAGCGCCUCCAAUGUCAUAGAACAUUCGCCAGUCUGUCUUUCGUUCUGUUUUUUAGUACCUUUCUUCUUUUGGGCCAUCGUCUUUUCUUUCAUUCUGACCGUGUCCUUCGUUUCAUAGAACAUCUUGCAGAAAGCGUCCACUCCCUUUUGUCUUUUGCGAAUACCGAUUUUUAGUCCUUUGCUUGCUUCGACCCUGCGGUAAAUAGUGGUCGAUCAGCGUACCUUGUAUCUCACUUCGAUUCGACCUAAUUGACUACGAAUUUUCUUCAUUCCGACAUCCCCACUUUGCAAUUAUGGAGUGUUUCCGGCAGAUUGGUCGACUGGUCAAGGCCCCAUUCCAGCGUGAUUCGCACCACAGGGCAUUGGAAAUCGGACACCCAACCAACUUCCGCAAGGAGGAAAUGCCGACUUUCUUCCCAGAUGACGAGUCAGUACAUGUUAGCACCAAACCUCGAGAGACUGUUUCUGACAAUGCCGUUCACAGUGCUCAAACGUUACAUAGCCACA